AUGUUAACAUUAUUUUCUGUCAAUUGUUUAAGCCUUAAUAGUGAUGGUAUCUUCAGUAAAGUUUAUAAUAGCAAAAUUAUAAACAUCUAUGCCAGUGGAUCAUCAAAACAAUACAUCAACGGUUCAAGACAAAUUACAAAGCCAGAGUACGCAAUUUAUCCAUGGGAUAAGACAUACGACUGGUGUUCUAAUUGUGCUCAUACAUAUUUUGAGCAUCCUUAUAUUACUUUUUCACUUCAAUCCAGAAAAAUCAAAAUAAAAGGAUACUUUAUUAGAUCUGGCUGCUGCUACGAAGAGGGGUGCUGCUGCGAAGACGAAUUCUACCAUAGAUGUUUUGAUUGCUGCUUGUAUUCUUGGUCAUUGCAAAUUUCCGAUGACAAUGUCACAUGGAAGGACGUCCACAAAGUCGAGAAGGAUAAAGAAAUGAGGUUGUGCAAGGAGAAAAGCUAUGAAUUAGAUAACACUUACACUACAACUUACGUCAGAAUAAUUCAAAAUGCUCCAUGUCCAGGAUAUCCUCCAUGCAUAGCAAUAAAUAAAUUCGAUAUAUUCGGAGAAGUCGUUGGCGAACAAGUCGAAGAAGAUUUUGUUUCUUACCACGAUGAUGACGAAGAUGAUGUAAGUAUUAUCGGACAUAUAUCACGAAACAACGUAAAAAGCGAAUAG
Messenger RNA from Trichomonas vaginalis G3, 666 nucleotides. Its product is annotated as galactose-binding domain-like family. The coding region runs from base 1 to 666 and encodes 221 amino acids. NCBI's taxonomy places the organism in Eukaryota, Parabasalia, Trichomonadida, Trichomonadidae. The transcript has a single exon. The record is from RefSeq and is a predicted model, not a curated record.